UGAAAAGGUUCGUUGCCCUUACAUAUGUUGUUGGAGAUAACAUUACACGAAAUCAAAGCAGUUGAUAUCAGCGAACAAGUCAGAGACGUUAUAUUUUCAGCUUUCAGUCUGUCGGUCUACUGCAAUGUUCUUGUCACUUCUGUAGCAUUUGACCAAUCUACCUUUUGGCGUGAGAUGAACUGUAUCCACAGGAAAAUUAAUUUACUCUGGCUUAAUAUUUAGGUAUCCGAGUUCUUCCAGCGAUGACUAAUCUUCUAAGUAUAUCAGCAGUAAUUGUUGCUGGUAUUUGUAUAUAUUAUAUGGUGAAGGAACCAACACUUCCAGCUUUAGUAGAGAAAGCAGAUCCUGUUUAUGAUUAUAUCAUAAUUGGCGGUGGCUCAGCUGGAUGUGUGCUCGCUUCACGACUUUCUGAAAAUGAAAACAAUACUGUUUUACUUUUAGAAGCCGGUAAUGUUGAAACUGGAAGUAUGUUUGUGAGCAUUCCAGCUGGAGUGGCGAAGUUGUUUAGAUCAUCCUAUGAUUGGCAAUAUUUUACAGAGCCACAAAAACAAAGUUGUCAGGCACUUAAUGAAAAGCGAAGUUACUGGGCCAGUGGAAAAACUUUAGGAGGUUCCAGUAGUAUAAAUUUUAUGAUCUAUGAACGUGGAAACCACUACAACUAUGAUGAAUGGGCAGCCAGAGGCUGUGAAGGCUGGAGCUACGAUGAAGUUUUGCCUUAUUUUAUGAAAUCAGAAGGUAAUAAAAUCGAAGAGCUAGAAAAUUCGGUUUACCAUAAUACCGAUGGACCACUAAUCAUAACGAAAGCAGGAAGCACACCAAUCAUCAAUCAUUUCCUCGGUGCAGCAAAAGAGCUUGGUUACUCUGUUGGAGAUAUAAAUGGAGAUUUAGUCGAAGGAUUUUCACAGGCUUCUGUAACAAUAAAUGAAGGAAAGCGGUGGAGCACAUCUAAUGCCUUUCUUAGACCAACAAUGGAGCGAAAAAAUUUACAUGUUCUGGUCAGAGCUCUGGUAACAAAACUUCUUAUGAAAGAUAACAAAACCGAAGGUGUCCAAUAUAUUCGAGAUGGAAUUAAAUACACGGUGAGAGCGAAAAAAGAAGUAAUAUUAUCAGCAGGAAGCAUACAAUCACCAAAAAUUCUAAUGCUUUCAGGAAUUGGACCAAAGGAUCACUUAGAAAAAAUGAGGAUUCCAGUGAUUCACGAUCUACCUGUUGGAAAAUAUUUGAAAAAUCAUAUUCUAGUCUGGUUGAGAGCUAACAUAACAAAAGAUUAUAGCAUGACUAAAUCGAAGGCGAUGUCACUCAAAGAAUUUAUGCGAUAUCAGAUUUUUAAAACAGGGUUUCUGGCGUCACCACUGGCCGUUGAAGGAGUAGGCUUUCUUCGUUCUGGUCUGCAACCAGACAAGAUGCAACCAGAUCUAUCACUUGUUCUUCAAUCAUCUAUAGUAAUCGGAGAGCCAGAAGAACUCAAUAAUGGAUUUAAUGUUAACAUUUCACUCAUCAAACAAACCCAAUUACUUUCUGGGCCGACAGCAGCAGACGACGCUGAAGGCUUCAAGAUUUUUGUGGUGUUAGUUCAACCAAAAUCCUUUGGUUCUAUUGAGCUGAAGAGCACUGACCCACAAGAUCACCCCAAAAUAUAUCCUCGAUUUUUCAACGAUGAAACAGAUUUUAAAAUCAUUAUGGAAGGUAUAAAAGUCGCCAGAAAAAUGCUCCAGACUGACGCCAUGAAAGAACUUGGAGUUGAAAUUAUUAACGAGCUCCAUCCCAUUUGUUCCCAAUACACUUUUGAUACAGAUGAUUAUUGGGGUUGUUUAGUUCGAUAUUAUACUUUUGUCAUGUACCACCCUACAUCGACAUGCAAGAUGGGGGCUCUUAAUGAUUCGUCCGCAGUUGUAGAUCCACAAUUAAGGGUCAAAGGUGUUACCAAUUUAAGAGUUGUUGAUGCUUCGAUUAUGCCAGAAAUAACUUCGUCGAAGACCAACGCACCUACGAUCAUGAUUGCCGAGAAAGCAGUGGAUAUGAUCUUGAACCGCGAACCACUUAAACCAAUCCGAACAAAACGAAAAGUAUAGUUACCCCGGAAAACAAAGAGAAAAAUUUUUGUAAAAUGAUUUACAUACAUACAUACAUACAUACAUACAUACAAAUAUAUAUUCAUAUAUGUUUUUAUAUAUAUUUAUAGAGAGAGUAAGUACAUAAAUGUGAAACAAGGUGGGAAAAAAUAGUACUCGAAUACUGAAGGUAGAGUAACAUGCUUUAUUAUUAAAGCUGCAAAAGCAUCACAAAAAACUGCUAUUCAGAGUUUCACGUUCCCGUUGGUCGAAGUUGUGAUUCAGAAUCACAACUGCCCGACGAACAUGAACGUGAAACUCUGAGUAGCAGUUUUUUUUGUGAUGUUUUUGCAUCUUUUAUAAUAAAGUAUAUAUGUGUGUGUGUGUGUGUGUGUGUCUGUGUGUUUCUAUACACACACACACACACACGUAUAUGUGCAUGUAUGUAUGUAUGUAUGUAUGUAUGUACACACAUGUACACAUAUGCGUAGAUAUACAUACAUACGUUUAUAUAAAUUAUAUAUACACAAUACAUGCAUAUAUCUUUAUUUUCUUAUUUUUUACUUGUGUCUGGCGAAAGAGUCGUUGUUCGUGACCUUUGCACCUCUACCCUACAUCUGAGACCGGCAAAUUUCAUGCUGUUAAUGGUCCGUUUAAAAUGUUACAUCACAACACCCGUCUGGGAUCUUCUCCAUGCUCAUGUCUUUCUUACAGGUAAGAAAGACAUGAGCAUGGAGAAGAUCCCAGACGGCCGAUGUUCUAGGACUAGGAAUAAUGUUUCGUGCGGGUCCAACGGGGUCGUAUGCACGAGAGGUGGAAGACAAGUAGGUCGGGAAUGCUUGAGUGAUAGAGGUGCAAGAUAAGUCAGCUCCGAGGAGCAGAGGCGUUUAUAGUUGUGAUCGAAAAAGUAAAGUGUCGAAUAUGUUAAUGACUGGAUUCCAGUUACUCAAGUGACCUUCUCUGGAAGCAGUCCAAUGUCUGUUUGUGCAUCACAGAUGUACUCCACUGUGGGUCUCACUUGAACUUUGUAGAGUGGCAGCAAAUGCUUGGGCUAAAAUAUUUUCUGGCCUUGAAAAGAAGGAUUAGUCUUUGGAAUGUGAUUCUAGUUAUGUUAGGGAAGUGUUAUUGCUGAGAGAGAUCUUCAGUGAUAGUGGGACUUAGCAUUUGGAGCCACUGUGAGCACCACCGAGAGCAGGACUCAAGCAGCGUCCUGCUCUCGGAGGUGCUUUCUUGAUAUGAGUAGUGCUUGAGUUUUAUUGUUGUUAAAGGAGAAAAAAAGGAUAACAUGUCCCCGCUGAAGAAUAGUCUCAAGUUGUUCGCUUAUAGAAUUAAUGUCGGUUUUACAUGUAGAGUUUAGAAUGCUUGUGAAUGAUGCAUGGUUGGAGAAAUUUGAGGAGUAAUGAAAGGAUACGCCAUCUGUAAAAGAGUGGGCGUUUGUUGGAUGUGGCAACAAGUAAAUCAUUAAUGUACAGAAUGAAAAUUAGGUGACAAAUCCGAAUCCUAGAGAAUACCAGAGUUAGUUGAAUGUGGC
Molecule: messenger RNA, 3582 nt
Organism: Octopus bimaculoides (California two-spot octopus)
Lineage: Eukaryota; Metazoa; Mollusca; Cephalopoda; Octopoda; Octopodidae
Molecular function (GO): oxidoreductase activity, acting on CH-OH group of donors; flavin adenine dinucleotide binding
Source: RefSeq, a predicted model, not a curated record